This is a messenger RNA of Cyanistes caeruleus (blue tit), 988 nucleotides long. The record is from RefSeq and is a predicted model, not a curated record. Lineage: Eukaryota; Metazoa; Chordata; Aves; Passeriformes; Paridae.
CUCCCGGAUCUGUGUCACUGGCUAAAAAAAAAUAAACAGUUGAAGUCCUCUUUAUGAAACCGAUCCUCGGUCAAGUGUAACUUUUGAUGUAUGGUCUCUAAAGCCCCCCACUAUGCCAGCAGCUACCGUAGACCAUAGCCAAAGAAUCUGUGAAGUUUGGGCUUGUAACUUGGAUGAAGAGAUGAAGAAAAUUCGUCAAGUUAUACGGAAGUAUAACUACGUAGCUAUGGACACAGAAUUUCCAGGAGUAGUUGCAAGGCCUAUUGGAGAAUUCAGAAGCAACGCAGACUAUCAGUACCAACUCUUACGCUGCAAUGUUGACUUGCUAAAAAUAAUUCAACUAGGACUGACGUUUAUGAAUGAGCAAGGAGAAUACCCUCCAGGAACUUCAACUUGGCAAUUUAAUUUUAAAUUUAACUUAACAGAAGAUAUGUAUGCUCAGGACUCUAUUGAACUGUUGACGACAUCUGGAAUCCAGUUUAAAAAGCAUGAAGAAGAAGGAAUUGAGACACAGUACUUUGCAGAACUGCUCAUGACAUCAGGAGUUGUAUUGUGUGAAGGAGUCAAGUGGCUUUCCUUUCAUAGUGGAUAUGACUUUGGCUAUCUAAUCAAGAUCCUGACAAACUCCAAUUUACCUGAGGAAGAGCUGGACUUCUUUGAGAUACUGCGAUUGUUUUUCCCUGUCAUCUAUGAUGUAAAAUAUCUCAUGAAGAGUUGCAAAAAUCUGAAGGGUGGAUUACAAGAAGUGGCUGAGCAGUUAGAACUGGAAAGGAUAGGACCACAGCAUCAGGCAGGAUCCGAUUCUUUACUCACAGGAAUGGCCUUUUUCAAAAUGAGAGAAGUAGGUGGACAUAUUGUUUUUAUUUCCAUGAUAGUCAUGUGCUCUGAUAGUUACAUGGAAUUGCUGAUUCUGAUAAGUCUGUGGUAUUUUAAGGAGGUCUCUGAAGGGCUUCAGGAGUCAAUCCUUUCUUGACAAAAAUGAGACCAC